GAUUCCAGAGCCAUCGGAUUACAGCAGCUGUGAAGACGAUGAUGGGACUUAUUUCAAAGAUCUGAUGCAGCCUGAUAAAAAUCUACCUGAGUCUGCAAGAGUGAUCAAAAAGCUGUUAAAUAACCUUGUUGACAGUGCAUGGGAAGUUAUAUCAGAGCAGGAGAAGAUCAAGAGGAUAAGCAAGCGGCAAAACAAAUUCCAGUGCUGAGCGCUAUUAAAGAAAUGAAGCUUGCUGGCAGAACUAAUAGCAUUGCGUGCUCUGAUGAUGGACUUUACCUGUUUCUGGGUCACGUUCAUGGUCUGUCAGUCAUCAGUACAUCCACUCUCACCUGUGUAAGGACAUGGCAGGAUGAAAGAGUGGAGCUUACCAGCAUCUCUUGUGCCUCGCUGGGAAAUGGCACACACCUCUUAUGCUCAGUGGAUGACAUGGGUAUUGCACGACUUUUUGUGCAUCACAUGGAGAAUAUUCACUUAAUUAAAGUCAUCAACGAAACUGAAGACAUAAAUCAAAGAAACGUCUGUGCAAAAUUUGAAGUGUCUAGAAGUGGGGACUUUGGAGCUGCAGUCAUGACAUCCAGUGGCUCUGUUUGGCUGGAUGUCUAUCGCUUCCCUCAAGAUGUAUGGAUCAAAGAGCUGGAAACCAAACAGGCUACACAAACCCCACAGACCACAGAAGCCAAAUUUUCACCAAUUGUCCUACUCAUGAAGAUCAAACCUCCAGAUAUCCCUGCAGGAACCUCUCUGAAAAGUCCAUCUGAGGUUCUGCAGAAGACAGAGGAAGGCACUGUAAUAGGCUCAGGCCAAAAUCACCUCAUUAGUAGUCAUCAAUGGGAAAACCAGGAUGCAGCAUUUAGGAAAAUGUUCCUCAGCUCCAGCUCUGAGAGACCACCACAGCAAAAAACAGAAGGUCCAAGCAACUGUACUUGUCACUUCUUACUGCGUGAGGGCUUUCAUUCAAUGCCUGGGGACGCAAAGGUAGCUAGAGAUAUUCCUAUUGCUGUGUGCCUGUGGUGGAACGGCAGUCAUAAUCUCUUACAUUAUCUUCUUUCGAAGACCCCUAAAGAGAAGGACAGUGAUCCCAGACCAGAUGUGUUGUGGCCCAAUUCCCGGGAAAUCCUCUGCUCUGCCGUCAGUGCCUGUGCACGGUUCAUUGUUCUAGGGCUUGACGGUCAGCUGAUUACUGUAUGGGACCGACGUUUUGGGUGUCCAUACGCCAAUAUUGUGAUCCCAGGAGAUGGUGCCAUUUGCAGGAUAAAACUUCUUUUGCAGAGUCAGUUGCCAUCCACUUCAUUUUUGCAGGGUGCCUUUUUACCCACUAUACAGUUAGUGCUCACUUGCAGAAAUGGGGCAUGCUACAGUGUUAAAGCAGGCAGAGGAGGAGACGCAUUCACCGUGGCACUUAUUGAAAGACCUGCAGGCCCAGGCAGUUUUGUCACUGUUGCUGAACCUGUGCCCUUCCUGAAGUGUCUGGUUUUGUUGAUGCAGAGAAAUGGUCAAGUAUCCAUAUGGGACACGGAUGAUGAAGCACCAUUGUUUAUCUUAAACCUGCCUCCAACUCAUGUGCUGGCCUCACUCAGGGAACCUGUGUGUCUGCUUGAGCCAGUCCAACAAAAACUAUAUAUUACAGGUGACAGAAAAACAUCCUUGGUGAAGAUGACCGAUAAGAAAGAGAAUGGGAGCUCCCUCUUCAUCUUCAGUUUUUUAGAAUGCUCAUUGAUGGAUUCAUAUCGCGUCCCAAGUCCAGCUAUAAGUGAAAAAGUCUCAGAUUUGGAGGAGGUCUGCAACCUUUACCUUCAGGAAAGAGCAGAUUCUUGGAAAGAGAGGAAAAGAAAUUUGCCUUUCCAGUGGGAGCAGCUUUUGAAGCGUGAUAUUAAAUGAAGCUUCACAUACAACAAAGAGAUCCAGGUUCGCUGAUAGAGAGUGUUUUCUU
Messenger RNA from Puntigrus tetrazona (Sumatra barb), 1930 nucleotides. It is a transcript of the gene wdr93, whose product is annotated as WD repeat domain 93. The record is from RefSeq and is a predicted model, not a curated record. Gene Ontology annotation, biological process: electron transport chain. The coding region runs from base 139 to 1878 and encodes 579 amino acids. The transcript has 15 exons. Lineage: Eukaryota; Metazoa; Chordata; Actinopteri; Cypriniformes; Cyprinidae.